This is a messenger RNA of Caenorhabditis remanei, 1443 nucleotides long. RefSeq lists its product as uncharacterized. Gene Ontology annotation, molecular function: 3'-5'-RNA exonuclease activity; snRNA binding. The record is from RefSeq and is a predicted model, not a curated record. Bases 1 to 1443 code for a protein of 480 amino acids. The transcript is spliced from 5 exons. Gene Ontology annotation, biological process: snRNA 3'-end processing. Gene Ontology annotation, cellular component: Cajal body; cytoplasm. NCBI's taxonomy places the organism in Eukaryota, Metazoa, Nematoda, Chromadorea, Rhabditida, Rhabditidae.
AUGAGUGAUGAGCAAGCAGGAAACGAAUCAGAAUCGUCCUCAGCGACAAGUUCAGCGUCAUCUGAUACCGUACCACCAUUCUCAGAGAUUCAAAUUAUCGAAGUGAAUCGUGACAAUUUUUCGAAAAUCUGGCCGUACAUGCUGGUUUGUAUCAAGUCAGCAGACUUUAUUGCGAUGGAUUUAGAGUUGAGCGGACUCGGAGGUCAAGGAUUACGGUCGAAAGAUGUGCAGGAGAGAUAUCGAGCGAUUCGGGAUGCAGCUCAUACUAGAAGUAUUCUCUCCGUCGGAAUCACUACAAUGAAGCUGACCCACAAAUCAGAGAAACGUCGAUCUCUUCGUUACGAGACUCAAGUGUUCAAUCUUCUGACACUUUCCGAAAAACCAUUCACAAUCGAACCAUCUGCACUUCAAUUUCUCGCCAAACAUUCCUUCGAUUUCAAUCGUCUCAUUCAGUCCGGAGUUCAAUUUCAAGGUGUCAACUGUCCGUUGAAAACUCUUUUCCGUGAACUUCUCGGAUCCUCUUCAACUCUUUGUCUUCACAAUGGACUCAUCGAUUUGGCAUUUCUCUAUAAACAAAUGUAUGGAGUCGAUCUUCCAGAGACACUUGAUGAAUUCGUUAACAACUUGAGUGAUCUGUUCCCAGAUGACUUCUUGCCAGUAGCUGAUUCAAAGUAUCUUGCAGAGUAUCAGACAAGAUAUACAUCUUCUUAUCUGGAAUAUGUUUUUAGAAGAACCCAGGGAGACAACGAAAUUGAGCGUCAAAACAAGAGAUAUCACCUUGAAAUAGUCUUCCCAAACCCAGAAAAUCGUCUGAAAGUGCUGAAAGAUGCCAUCGAAACAGUGGAUGUCCGUCUUCCAGAAGGAUUUCCAGAUCAUGCAAUCCCUAUCGAUCUUCAUAUUCACACUUGCAAAUACUUCGCUGCUCAUGGGUUCUGUCAUGCUUUGAGAUCAGCGAAAGGAUGCAAAAUGUUGCAUGACGUGGAUGCAGCCAUCGAUUUGCAAAGAAUUAAAGAGAACAAAAAGUCGUUCAAACGGAAGAGAAGAUAUAAUAAUGUAGUUGCUGAGUCAGUUGCUGAAAAGACGGGAACCGAUGAGGCGGCGUGGAAAGAUGCGAAAUUCGAACAGCGAUUGUUGACGCGAGAUUUCAGAGAGCAGAAGAGAAAUGUGGUGACUGGGUUGCAUCGAGCUGGAGUUGAUGCUUUUAUGACUGCAUUUGCAGUGGUUUAUCAGCAGAGAAGAACUCUGAUGACCGAGAAUUCUGUGGAUUUGCAGUACCUCAACCGUAUUCCAUUAUCUGCCAAAGAUCAGCCACUUCAUCUCCGUCGUCGUCAGAUAGUGCCAAUAGCCAAAAAAGAAGAAAACGAAGAAGACGCCCAUCUUGAAGCAAUGAAAGAAAUCAACAAGCAGAGAGUACAUGUCAAAAAGAAUGCAUUGAAUACCUAA